This is a messenger RNA of Marmota monax (woodchuck), 4454 nucleotides long. It is a transcript of the gene Zc3h18, whose product is annotated as zinc finger CCCH-type containing 18. The coding region runs from base 905 to 3826 and encodes 973 amino acids. NCBI's taxonomy places the organism in Eukaryota, Metazoa, Chordata, Mammalia, Rodentia, Sciuridae. The record is from RefSeq and is a predicted model, not a curated record. The transcript is spliced from 19 exons. Gene Ontology annotation, molecular function: metal ion binding.
CGCGGCGGAGUGGAUUUUCCUGAAGCUGUCAUUUCUCUUCCGGGCCACUCGCGUGGCACAUGUUUGCCGCCCACAAAGCGGGGAGAGAGCACGCUGGUUCGCCCGGGAGAAGGCCCGCCCGGACUGUCGAUGGGCUCUUCGGGGAACUUUGAGCUCUUUGGAGCCUGCUGGAACUUGCUCCCGCAGCUCCCGCAGCACGGCUUGGACGUACCGACUGCGCCCCAAGACGCGCGCUGGGCUCCUAGGAAUGUGUAACUUCUUGCCCCUUUGAUCGGGAGCUCAGAGAUGCCGGGUUCUUGACAUAAAGUAACUGCAGUUAUGAUGCUGGAAGCAAAUAAGACUUCAAGACUUACAGUCUUGCUCCUGCUGGAACUUGAGUUUUCCCGAAUACUUUCACAGUUGAGUUUACUGGGCCCAGUGGUUGAUCGUUUUAAAUGAGCUUCGUUUAGUAAACUCAUUUCCAAGAGUAGGUCAUUCUUCAGACCCAUUUGGGGGAAAUGGAAGAGGGCAUUUGGCACCUGAAGUACUGUUGGGGUGUCACAAGGCUCUCAUCGUUUCUUCUAUGAGCCUCACCAAUGUGGCAUUGCCCAUCUCAGUUCAGUGAUUGGGAUUCUCAGGGUGGGCCUGGACCUAGGCUGUAUCCCACUUUCCAGCCAUGGGAGGAGAACCUUUGCCUGAUAAUUUUAAAAUCUGAGCACACAUGUGGAGCCCAGCCAGCUCUGGAACCAGUCAAAUGUGUCCCAAAGCCUGGAACUCUUCUGUUGUAGAUGGGAAAUGCUCAAACAUUGUGAGAGAGCUUUGUGGAAUCACUCCAGAAAGACAGGUAAACUGUGGCCUUGCUCAUGUUUAAAGAUAUUUUUCACCUUAUCACAACUCCAGAUCGUCUCAAGAACCGUGGGUACCGAUGGAUGUGGCUGAGAGCCCUGAACAGAAUCCUCGCUCCCCAGAGGAUGAAGAGGAACAGCCAGCACUUUCUGACGAUGACAUUCUAAGGGAAAGUGGGUCUGAUCAGGAUUUGGAUGGAGCUGCAGGGAGGGCUUCUGAUUUAGAGGAUGAGGAGAACACAGCCAGGGCACCAAGCCAGGAGGAGAGUCGCUCUGAUGAGGAGGACCGAGCCAGUGAGCCCAAAUCCCAGGAUCAGGACUCUGAGGCGCACGAGCUGAACAGGGGUCCUGCAGGCUCCCCCUGUGAGGAGGAGGCAGAUGACGGCGAGGAGGACCGUGCAAGCGACCUCAGGGAUGAGGCCUCCUCUGUGACCAGGGAGCUGGAUGAGCACGAGUUAGACUAUGAUGAGGAGGUCCCCGAGGAGCCGGCUCCUGCGGCCCCAGAGGACGAGGCCGAAAAGACAGGGGCUGAGGAGGAUGAGAAGGGGGAAGGCGCUCCUGCAGAGGAGGGGAAGCCUGAAGCCCAGGGUGUGGGCGAGAAGGAGCCCCCAGAGGCUACCAAGGAGAAGAAAAAAGAGGACGAUGACGGAGAGAUUGAUGACGGGGAGAUAGACGAUGAUGAUCUGGAGGAAGGCGAAGUGAAGGACCCCAGUGACAGGAAGGUGAGGCCUCGCCCCACCUGCCGAUUCUUCAUGAAAGAUGUUGUGACACCAUUAUCCACUCUUCUUCCACCAAUACCAAAUUCCAUACCACUCAGAGGCCAGGUUAAAGGAAAUUGUACCUGGGGAAUGAAUUGUAGGUUCAUACACCCCGGAGUGAACGACAAAGGGAACUACUCCCUCAUCACCAAAGCUGACCCUUUCCCGCCUAAUGGUGCCCCGCCUCUUGGACCUCACCCACUGAUGCCUGCCAACCCUUGGGGUGGGCCAGUGGUCGAUGAGAUCUUGCCUCCACCCCCUCCAGAACCUCCAACAGAGAGUGCCUGGGAGCGAGGACUCCGGCAUGCCAAGGAGGUUUUAAAAAAAGCAACCAUUCGAAAAGAACAGGAACCUGAUUUUGAAGAGAAAAGGUUCACGGUGACCAUUGGUGAAGAUGAACGCGAGUUUGACAAAGAAAAUGAAGUUUUCCGAGAUUGGAAUUCUCGGGUCCCGAGAGAUGUCAGAGAUACAGCACUUGAGCCUUAUGCGGAUCCUUACUAUGACUAUGAAAUAGAGCGCUUUUGGCGUGGUGGACAGUACGAGAAUUUCAGGGUACAAUAUACAGAAACAGAACCGUACCAUAAUUACCGAGAAAGGGAGCGCGAGCGCGAGCGCGAGAGCCGACAGCGCGAGCGCGAGCGCGAACGGGAGCGCGACCGGGAGCGCGAGCGUCGGCAGAGGGAGCGCGAGCGCGAACGGGAGCGCGAGCGGGACAAGGAGCGGCAGCGGAGGAAGGAGGAGUGGGAGCGCGAGCGCGCCAAGCGCGACGACAAGGACCGACAGCACCGCGACCGGGACAGGGACAAGGAGCGGGAGAAGGAGAAGGAGAAGCCAAAGCCCCGCUCCCCGCAGCCACCAAGCCGUCAAGCUGAGCCACCAAAGAAGGAGGCCGCCUCUGUGGGGCCUCAGGUGAAGCGAGCAGAUGAGUGGAAGGACCCCUGGCGACGGUCCAAGUCUCCCAAAAAGAAGCUUGGGGUUUCCGUCUCCCCUAGUCGGGCACGAAGGCGUCGAAAGACCUCAGCCUCAUCAGCGUCUGCCUCCAACUCCUCCAGGUCGUCCUCACGGUCAUCGUCCUACUCGGGCUCUGGCUCGUCACGGUCCCGAUCCCGGUCCUCGUCCUACAGCUCCUACUCCAGCCGCUCUUCCAGACACAGCUCCUUCUCAGGCAGCCGGUCCAGGUCCCGGUCCUUCUCCUCAUCGCCAUCCCCGUCUCCCACGCCUUCUCCACACAGACCUCCCACCAGAACCAAGGGGGAACCGGCACCGCCCCCAGGGAAGACAGGAGAGAAGUCGGUGAAGAAGCCAGUCCCACUCCCCGUCCCACCACAAGCUACCAAAACCACUGCUCCUGCCCCUGAGCCCACCAAGCCAGGAGACCCCCGGGAAGCCAGGAGGAAGGAGCGACAAGCCCGGUCGCCCCCCCGGAGGCGGACGCUCAGUGGCAGUGGCAGCGGCAGUGGCAGCAGCUACAGUGGCUCCAGUUCCCGAUCCAGGUCCCUGAGCGUGAGCAGUGUCUCCUCGGUGUCCAGCGCCACCUCGAGCAGCAGCUCAGUGCACAGUGUGGACUCAGAGGACAUGUAUGCAGACCUGGCCAGUCCUGUGUCCUCAGCCAGCUCUCGGUCCCCCACCCCAGCCCAGACCAAGAAGGAGAGAGGAAAAUCAAAGAAGGAAGAUGGUGUUAAGGAAGAAAAGCGGAAGAGAGAUGGGUCCACACAGCCGCCCAAGUCCUCGAAGCUCCCGGCAGGCGGGAAGUCCUCCCAGCAGCCCUCAGCGCCCCAGCAGGCACCCCCCGGGCAGCCACAGCAGGGCUCCUUCGUUGCCCACAAGGAAAUCAAGCUGACGCUGCUGAAUAAGGCGGCUGACAAAGGAAGCAGGAAGCGGUAUGAACCAUCAGAGAAAGACAGGCAAAGUCCUCCAGCCAAGAGGGCCAACUUAUCCCCAGACCGAGGUUCUCGGGACCGGAAGUCAGGAGGGAGGCUGAGCUCCCCGAAGCCGGAGCGGCAACGCGGCCAGAACUCCAAAGCCCCCCUGGUCCCCACAGACAGGAAGCGCCAGCUGUCACCCCAGUCCAAGAGCUCCAGCAAGGUGACCAGCGUGCCCGGCAAGGCCACAGACACAGCUGCAGCCAGUGCCAAGUCCGGGAAGGCUAGCACGCUGUCGCGGCGGGAGGAGCUCCUGAAGCAGCUCAAGGCGGUGGAGGACGCCAUUGCUCGCAAGCGGGCCAAGAUCCCCGGGAAGGUGUAGGCCCGGCUGGCGCCUGGAGUGACUCGUGUUUUUAUAUAAUAGGGUAAGCGCAGCCAUUUCGGAUUUUGCAGUUAAUGUCUUAUUUUGGCUGUGAUUCUUUUUAAAAAUUAAAAAAAGAAUAAAAAAAGUUUCUCAGCUGGAAAAGAAGCCACACACAAAAUGAAGAUGAUGCUGAGUCCCGGCCUCCCCCUCCAGAAGGAUCAGUCCCUCCCGAGCAGAAGUCCCACCAGCAGACAGACAGGCCUGCCUGGACGAGGCGUGGUCUUAUGUAAAUUAUAAGUCCCAGACGUGGCCCAGCCUGCGAUGCCCUCCUGCCUCCUGUCUCCACCUGCCGAGGCAGCCUCCUCGCUGGGCGCCUCUCCAGCAAGCCUCCAUGGGGACAAGACCUGAGCACUUGGUGAACCCCGGCACAUCUUCCUCUCCCUCACCACCCGGAUCAGAAGUAUAUAUAUAUUCUUGACUGAAGUCUGAUUGGGAAUAUUUCCUGUCUUAUUUGAAGCAUCAAUUUGUUUUAGUUGAUUUAAAAAGGAAAAAAAAAAAAAAAGGCCAAGGGUAUUGGGGUGUCUGUCUAAUGUGGAGGGUCUUUUUUUGAGGGAUCUCCUAAAAUAAAAUAUUUUGAUAAGCAGUU